Messenger RNA from Octopus sinensis (East Asian common octopus), 2911 nucleotides. RefSeq lists its product as uncharacterized. Gene Ontology annotation, molecular function: RNA polymerase II cis-regulatory region sequence-specific DNA binding; DNA-binding transcription factor activity, RNA polymerase II-specific; protein binding. The coding region runs from base 641 to 2659 and encodes 672 amino acids. Gene Ontology annotation, cellular component: chromatin. Gene Ontology annotation, biological process: regulation of transcription by RNA polymerase II. The record is from RefSeq and is a predicted model, not a curated record. NCBI's taxonomy places the organism in Eukaryota, Metazoa, Mollusca, Cephalopoda, Octopoda, Octopodidae. The transcript has 7 exons.
AGAGUUCUCGUGUGAAAGAAGAUGCCGUAGGAAUUCCUCCGAUCAAUGCAGAUGACAACUUAGUUAAUUCAAGACCGUCAGACAUAUAUAUCGUCGCCUCCGGAUUCAAAACUGAACAUAUAUCUUGAAAAACAAAUAAAAAGACAAGGUAUUAGAAGUGCAAAAACAGGGUAAAAAAAAGCUGCUGUAUCCUUCAGAAAAACUGAAGGGUGGACAUGACCAAGAGAUCGCAAAGAACAGUUGACAGCAGAGUAAAUGUUGAUGGUGUGAGCUGCAUUUUGAAGCCGGCCAUGACACACCAAACCUGCUUAGAUGAAGUGGUAACUCGCAGUAAACCGCAAUGAAAACAAGCGGUACACUGGAUUGAAUUUUCGGGAAAAGGCUGAAUGACCUUAAAACUCAGAAGGAAACCAUAUACUGAAAAGACAAAAGACAUACCUCAAGAUCAGAAGAAACUUGAUCGAAAAUUUUCUCUAAGUAAACAUUCUCAACACGAACCUAUCACCAAGCAUUGGAGUAUAUUAGCAUAAAUGAAAAUAAGGCAUAUUUCCUAAGUUUAACCUUUUAAUAGAAAAACACUACUACUACUACUACUAAUUAGGGAACUAGUAAUAAUAGUAAGAAUAAGAUAACUUCCGCCAUGGCCAAGUUGUGCCGAUGUGUCAAGCUUAAUGAUCGUUUCGAUGCACAAGUCUUUACGUUUACUUUACCAAAAUCAAUAGUUCGGGAAUUUUCUCCAGAUGUCUUUUCCACAGAAAUUGUGUACGGUUACCACAAAUGGAAUGUGUCAUUCAUAAAGAGUGAAAGACACUUGGGGGCAUACCUUAAAUUGCUGACCUCAACACCCGGCCUCUCAUGUCGCGUGGACUAUGCAUUUACAAUGCUCAACAAAGAUCACUUCACCCGAAACGAGUCUUUCAUGGAAAAGAAUUGUGAUUUUAACGAUGAUAAAUUGACCCAUGGCCGCAAAACGUUCAUUGGAAUACAAGAUUUAAGCAACCGAAACUUCAUGCAAGACAGUGGUGAAUUCCUUGUGGAGCUUGAGAUGCGUAGCAUUGUAUCCACCUUCGAGUAUGACUUAGCGGUACCCAAAGAAGCGUAUUCACGACACUACAUCAACGAAAAGCUUGAAACACCUUAUUUCUCGUUUGGUGUCUUUGACUGGAGUGUAUCGUUGUUUAGUCCAAAUGGGGCUCACUAUACGGAAGGUAAAACAGCUGUCCAACUAAACCGGCACACCAGUUUCCAUCAUCUCUGCAAUGUGAAGUAUGAAAUAGCUCUCGGUGAAGAGGAUAUUUACCAAACUGGUCAAAUAACUCAAACACUCGAUACAUCAGGCGUGGGUGACCCACUUAUUGUAGCAGCAACGAUUUUCGAAUUAUCACAGGGACGCAUGGUUGUCCCUGUAAAAGUAACAAUGACAUCUGUGGUGUUAGUCAGCGAAGUGACAAUGGAUGCCCUCGGCCAAAGUCGCAACCGUGCACAUUGUUACGACAGAGACAAACAAGCAUGGAUGCUAGAAGGAGAUACGAGUGGUAAACAUCUCUCUUUCAGACUCUACUACACUGAUAUCUCACAUGUGCCUCGAAAGUUCACGCGUUUUGUAUGCUGGAACGUGAGUAUCAUUCCAUCUGCUGGAAGCAUCGUAGGUAGUAACACAAGCAAGGCAGUGAAAGCUCUUGAUGGACCAUUCACAAAAUAUUACGUGCAGCAAGACCUUGAUGAAGGCUUUGUCAUGCACACUGAUAUCCCAGUAGAAACGCUUUUAGAAAGCAGUGAAGACACUCGCGCACGAAACGCUGCCGGGAAAGCCUUCAUCCAAAGACUCGCAAACGGGAGGUUACAAGACGCUGAAAAUGUCUAUUAUCAACCAAACGAAGAAAGAAAGUUGACUGUUCAUAUUGAAUGGAUUGGUUCUUGUUUAUUAGUUCGACCGACUUACCAUACGAUUGAUGACGUCAGCAGAGUACACAAGCACCAGAUGUUGCGAGAAAUUAUGGCCUUACAAGCGGAAAAUUACGCCCUUGAGAAGCAAUUAUACAGUUAUCAACAGUCCAUAGCCAAGACAAACGCUAAAAAUUCUCCAGUCAACCCGGUGGAACCGAGCAAGAAGCUGGUUGAGAAUGGCUAUGAGUUAGAACUGGCCAGAGAAUUGAGUCAACAUUUGCACGCGGGGGGGCACAAACAACUAUCUCAUCCAACUCAGUUAUCACCCUCACCGACCCCACAACAAUCUCAUUACUCAUCCUAUCAACAUCAGCAAGCACAACCGGCCCCGCCGCCGUCACCGCAACCACAUCAACAACAACCGCAACAACAACAACAACAACAACAGCAGGAAAGUCCGAGGCAGCCGCCACAGCGGCAGCAGCGGCAGUCCCACCAGUACCAUCACCACCAACAGCUGCAAGAGCAACCCAAACCGCCGUCGCCACCAACAACAUCGCAACAGCAGCAGCACCACUACCACCACCACCAACAGCAGCAGCAAUCACAACAACAACAACAACAGCAGUAUCAACAAUACUCACCCCAGCACUCACCACAACACUCACCGCACCACUCACCCCAUCAUACACCCCACCAUCAUGAGAGGCGAACUCCGACGAGGAGACGUCACCAUGACACAACAUACCGAGACUACAAUAUCAGAAACUAGAGAGGCGCCAUCUUAAAUAUUGACUGCAGUUUUAGGAAAAGAGCGAGAAAUCUGAAGAAAUGUCUUGCAUGGAACUUAAUCAGUUCCUUCUAUCCAUUUGGCAGGAUUCUGUAUAAUUCUAUUUGCCCAAAGCAAUAUAAGAUUCCUGGUUUAAUCCAAAUAAAGGAUGACUUUCUUGCUCAGCAGUUUUAUCAACUGGUCUAAUCGGCCCUUUUGUUUAUAUAUGAUAUCUGCAUGAUUUUACAUACUUUA